Messenger RNA from Cololabis saira (Pacific saury), 306 nucleotides. RefSeq names its product mitochondrial ribosomal protein L57 (gene mrpl57). Gene Ontology annotation, molecular function: structural constituent of ribosome. Lineage: Eukaryota; Metazoa; Chordata; Actinopteri; Beloniformes; Belonidae. Gene Ontology annotation, biological process: mitochondrial translation. The record is from RefSeq and is a predicted model, not a curated record. The coding region runs from base 1 to 306 and encodes 101 amino acids. Gene Ontology annotation, cellular component: mitochondrial ribosome. The transcript has a single exon.
AUGUUCCUCACCCUCACCCUGCUGCGGAAGGGCAUUCCUGGAAAGCAGUGGAUUGGAAAGUAUCGCCGUCCUCGACCGAUAACGUGGCAGAUGAAACGCAAUAUGUUGAAACAUUUGGACCGUGAAGCAGAGAACGAAUACUGGAUCAGCCGGGCGUACAUGACCCCAGAGCAGGAGCACUCCCACGCCGCAGAGCGCAGAGCCCAAGCCUGGCUCAAGAUCAAGGAGGGCAAAUUUGCAAAUUUUCCUCAGCAUAAGUUCAUAACGGAUCACCUGAGCCAUCUGAGAAUCACCAAGACAUGGUGA